UCUUGCUCCUCUACAAUAGGACAACCUUAUAAGGUGAUGCUCGAAUAGUUCGCCAAGUUUUGGUUCAAUAAUUCUUAACCGCCAAGCAUGAUUUCAAAAAUCGAUGGCUCCUCGUUGCGUAACCCGGCCCUUUCUCGUCCUUCCCAAGCUUCCAUUAAAUAAUUUCGCAUCAGUAUCCAUCUAUAGAUUUUCCACGGUUACAAAGGCUACCCAACUGCCCUCCAUUUACAGAAAGACAUUUUCCCAUAUAUUUCAAGGAUGCUCCAGCCAAAGAGCACUAGACCCGGGCAAACAGGCCCAUGCUCGAAUUAUAAUAUCCGGGUUCAAACCCACGAUUUUUGUCACCAAUUGCUUGAUUCAAAUGUACAUCAGAUGUUGCCGUUUGGAUUGUGCUAAUAAAGUGUUCGAUCAAAUGUCUCAACGUGACACAGUUUCGUGGAACGCCAUGAUUUUUGGAUAUUCGAUUAGUGGGAAGAUGGGUGUGGCGCAGGCUUCUUUUGAUAUGAUGCCUGAGAAGGAUGUGAUUUCGUGGAAUUCUCUGAUAUCUGGGUACUUACAGAAUGGGAAUUAUUUAAAGGCAGUUGAGAUUUUUGCAGUAAUGCGGAGAGAGGAUUUUUUUUACGAUGAGACCACUUUUGCUGUUAUUUUAAGAGCAUGUUCAGGUUUAGAAGAUAAUGUUUUGGGGGUUCAGGUACAUGGGAUUGUAGUCAAGUUGGGGUUUGAUUCUGAUGUGGUAACAGGGAGCGCAAUUUUAGAUAUGUAUGGCAAAUGCAAGAGGUUGGAUGAGUCGCUGUGUUUUUUUGAUCAAAUGCCGGAGAGAAAUUGGGUUUCUUGGAGUGCAUUGAUAGCAGGUUGUGUGCAGAAUGACGAACCUGUGGGUGGGAUAGAGCUGUUCAAAGAGAUGCAAAGAGUGGGAGUUGGGGUAAGUCAAUCUACAUAUGCAAGUGUUUUCAGGUCUACUGCAGGUUUAGCAGCUUUAAGGUUGGGUUCUCAAUUGCAUGGUCAUUCGUUGAAGAACAAUUUUGGCGUUGAUGUCAUUGUAGGAACUGCCACAUUGGACAUGUAUGCAAAGUGUAACAAUUUAGAUGAUGCGAGGAAGGUGUUCAAUUUGUUGCCAAACCAUAACUUGCAAUCUUAUAAUGCGUUAAUUACUGGAUAUGCUAGAUGUGAUCGUGGAUUCGAAGCUUUACAAUUAUUUUUGCACUUGUUGAAGGCUGGUCUUGGUUUUGAUGAAAUAAGCCUAUCAGGUGCAUUUAGUGCCUGUGCAGUGAUUAAUGGAUUUCUAGAGGGAAUUCAAGUACAUGGAUUGGCAACAAAGACACCUUUCCAGUCUAAUGUUUGUGUAGGUAAUGCCAUUUUGGAUAUGUAUGGAAAAUGUGGAUCACUGGUUGAAGCUCGGUGUGUAUUCGACAGAAUGAAAACAAGGGAUGCUGUCUCUUGGAAUUCAAUAAUUGCCUCUUGCGAACAGAACAAAUGUGAGGAGGAAACUCUAUUGCUAUUUACUUGGAUGCUUCAGUCAAGGAUGGAGCCGGAUGAAUUCACUUAUGGCAGUGUUUUAAAAGCUUGUGCAGGUAGGCAAGCUCUGAAUUCUGGAAGGGAGAUCCAUGGUAGAGUUAUCAAGUCCGGAAUGGGGUUGGACACAUUUGUUGGGAUUGUUCUAGUGGAUAUGUACUGCAAGUGCUCGGUGAUAGAAGAUGCAGAGAAACUUCAUCACAGAAUGGAGGAACAGACAACAGUUUCAUGGAAUGCAAUCAUGUCUGGGUUCUCAUCUCAUGAACAGAGUGAGGGAGCUCAGAUUUGCUUUUCUAAGAUGUUAGAAAUGGGUGUCAAACCCGAUAAUUUCACAUUUGCCACAAUUCUCGAUUCUUGUGCUAAUCUAGCAACUGUAGGUCUUGGGAGGCAGAUCCAUGCUCAAAUCAUCAAGCAGGACUUGCAAUCAGAUGUGUACAUCAACAGCACUCUAGUUGACAUGUAUUCAAAAUGUGGAAACAUGCAGGAUUCUAGGUUGAUGUUUGAUAAAUCACCUAAUCGUGAUUUUGUGACAUGGAAUGCUAUGGUUUGUGCCUAUGCUAACCAUGGACUUGGUGAAGAAGCUUUACAAAUUUUUGAGAAAAUGCAGAUUCAGAAUGUAAGACCAAAUCACGCAACUUUUGUGGCAGUUCUUCGUGCUUGUGCGCAUAUUUGUCUUGUUGAGAGAGGGUUGUUCUACUUCAACUCUAUGCAAACUGACUACGGAUUAGAUCCACAGUUGGAACAUUACUCGUCUAUGGUGGAUAUACUUGGCAGAUCAGGUCAAGUUACUGAUGCUCUGAAGCUUAUUGAAGAAAUGCCGUUCGAGGCUGAUGAUGUAAUUUGGAGAACCCUGCUUAGUAUUUGCAGGAUGCAUGGGAAUGUCGAGGUGGCAGAAAAAGCAGCAAGUUCUCUUCUGCAAUUGGACCCUGAGGACUCUUCGGCCUAUGUUCUUCUAUCGAAUAUUUAUGCUGAUGCAGAGAUGUGGACAGAGGUUUCAAAUAUGAGGAAAGUGAUGAGGUAUAGUAGGCUGAAAAAAGAACCAGGCUGCAGCUGGAUUGAGGUCCUGUCGGAGGUACAUAUGUUUCUCGCCAUGGACAAAGCUCAUCCAAGAUGUAGAGAGAUAUAUGAGAACCUAGAUAUACUAAUUAGUGAGAUGAGAUUGGCCGGAUAUGUGUCUGAUAGCAAGUUUAUGAUAUGUGAUAUAGGGACAGAAGAUGGGCAGCAAGAACUGCAUCCUGCAUAUGCAGUCUCUUGUUUUUGAGGCAUUCUACAAAUUAAAGUUUGAGAGCCUUUUCGAGUAUAUUAAAAUCCUAUUGGUUCUCCCUCCAAUUAGAAGGAAGUUUGACUUGGAUUAUCUUGGUUCAGUUCAGAUUUUUGGUCAUGCUAUGCGCAUUUACAAGUCAAUGAGCCAAUGGAAGUUAAUGAUCCUCAUGGCUAUUCAUGUUGCCUUCCAACUGCUAAUUUUUUGGCGUUUGAAAGGAGGAGAGAAAAUUGGGAACUCCAGGGUAAAAGACAGUAAAUUACCACACUUAGUUCCAGUCUCUGAAUUCCUCGUUACAUUUUGUUUUCUUCUCUGACUGGGUGAAUAUUUUGCAGACUCGUACACACAUCAUCAACUGCAAUCUGAAUGGUGUCAAUUGUGGAUUGGACACUCCAAAAUCAGGUUUUCUGAUUCGUGAUGUCAUCCAGUGGUUUGGCGAGUGCAGCCAAUCUCCCAAUUGUUGAUACCUAGUCUUGGGGAAGAUUUGUUCUUGGUGAAUGGAUCACGAAGGUGUUGAAAAGGAAAAGAGCAACAUGAAAGCAAACCUGAUAGACACUCUAUUACAAGGACUCAACAAAACAAAGCCAGAAAAUCAUAUUCUCUCGCUGCCACAUCUAAAACAAAUAUGUCCAAGUUAACCUACUUCUCAGAGGAACGCACUAAAUCUUGUUCAGCCAUUGUUAAAAUUUCGGCUACACUUUCUACUUGACCCUUGUUUGGUGGGGAUUAAAAUCAGAUUUUUAGUAGAUUAUAAUAACAGUUGAUAAAAUGUGUAGUUGAAAAGUUGUGA
This is a messenger RNA of Olea europaea var. sylvestris, 3563 nucleotides long. RefSeq names its product pentatricopeptide repeat-containing protein At3g02330, mitochondrial. The transcript is spliced from 2 exons. Gene Ontology annotation, biological process: RNA modification. The coding region runs from base 104 to 2773 and encodes 889 amino acids. The record is from RefSeq and is a predicted model, not a curated record. Gene Ontology annotation, molecular function: RNA binding; protein binding. Lineage: Eukaryota; Viridiplantae; Streptophyta; Magnoliopsida; Lamiales; Oleaceae.